Messenger RNA from Eutrema salsugineum, 3061 nucleotides. RefSeq names its product 227 kDa spindle- and centromere-associated protein. The transcript has 5 exons. NCBI's taxonomy places the organism in Eukaryota, Viridiplantae, Streptophyta, Magnoliopsida, Brassicales, Brassicaceae. The coding region runs from base 218 to 2893 and encodes 891 amino acids. The record is from RefSeq and is a predicted model, not a curated record.
AUUCUUCCUCAUCAACGGCACUCUCUCCUCUCACUCCUUCGUUAACUUCUAAAGAAAUCUCCGUUUUAGAUCACAUCGACGUUAUCUAGCGCUGUUAAUAAAUCUGCGUUUCAGUUUCUUCUCCGUUCGAAAUUCCGGAUUAUCCAUUUUCCGAUUCGGAAAAUCCCAGUUUAUGCUGCAAUUGUGAUAGCAUCUCCUUCUGAUUGGAGAAACAUCAAUGAAGAAGCUCUUCUUUUUUAGAUCUUCGUCUGGUAAUGGAACUGAUAAACAGGUUCACUGCGAAAAAGCUGCAGAUAGUAAGAUGAAAACACAAGCUAGUAAUCGGAUGGAACAAGAGUUCCAUAGUCCCAAGUCACAGGGUCCAGCUCUUAGACGAAGCCUUUCAUUGUCCUCGGCAGGAUUCCUUUUUGAUAAGUUUGGAGAAACUUCCACGAAUGACCAAACUACCUCUUCUAAAAGCCAGGAUAGGCAGCGGAAUCAUUCAUCUCGAUGCUUUACUCCAGAAAGACAAGUUAGAGAGAGGCAGUUUGAAGCAGACAAGUUUCAACAUGAUUCAUCUGGGAGUUCGUCAACUUGUUCUAGUAAUGUCUCUAGUAAAGUUCUGGACCGUUAUAUCGAUGGAGAAGAGCAUUUAGAACAGUGCAAGCAAAAGAGUAGUUCUUCACACAGCGAUGUCUCUGGCAGCAUAACCCGAAGGAGGCUUCCACCCCGCGUCCAGUGGACAGUCCCCACAUCACCAUCAGACACUUUAAAUGACAAACGAAAGUCCCACUCGUUUAGAGAAGCUAAAGGAACCCGCUUUCGUUCCUCUUCUACUGAUUUUGUGGAAAAUGGAUCGAGGCUUGGAUCGCCUCGUUCGCUUGCAAGAAAUGUCAUUGAAAGACUCUCUCAGACUCAUGGCAAGUCAAAGGGGUCAAAUCAUGAACCCAUCACUAUUCAAGAUGUCUACGGUGGGUCCCUUGAUAGAACUUUUGACUCGAGCUCAGAUGUCGCAGCCAAUGUUUCACUGGCUGAACAGUAUGAACCUAUGAACGAAUAUUAUGCGCAUGGCUAUGGAAAGCACCAUCAAAAUCAUAUACAUGGUAAGAACAUGUAUAGGUGUAUGGAAGAGGAUAUUGACUCAGAGCUGGAAAUGAAAAUUAAUGAAGCUGAGAAGAGAGUGAUAUUGUUUUCUGAAGAAUUGGAGCAGCAGAGGUGCCUUUCAGACUGUGACUUUGAUGUUUCAUCUUUGGUUGGGGCGAUUAGAAAACUCGAAGAUGAGAGGCUCAACUUGGCAUCUGAGAAUGUAAAUCUUUUGCGCUCCCAAUUGGUUGAGAGGGCUGCUGCCAGGGAAGAAAUGAGACGGGUGAAGUCAGAUUGGGACUUGCAUAUACAGAGAAUAGAAAAGGAGAGGAGCGAGUUGCAGGCUGGAUUGGAGAAAGAGCUUGAUAGAAGGUCAGGUGAGUGGACUUCAAAGCUCGAAAAAUUCCAGCUUGAAGAGAGGAAGCUGCGAGAGCGUGUCAGAGAGCUUGCUGAGCAAAAUGUCUCACUCCAGAGAGAACUAUCGGCUUUCCACGAAAAUGAGACAGAGAACAAAGACAUGAUAACACAUUUGGAGAGAAGAGCUGCAGAGCUGACCACGACAGCAGAUGAAUUGCAUGAAGAGAACUCUUAUCUUAAGCAAACUCUCUCCCAGUUACAAGAGAGUUACGCAGGUGCUACAGAAGAUAUUGAAUUUUUAAGAAGAAACUUCGAAGAGAAGGAUCAAGAAUGCAAGGAGUUGCACAAAUCAGUUGCUAAGUUUCUGAGAACCUGCACAGAACAAGGGAAGACAAUCGAGGGUCUUCGAGAUGGGGUCUCCGAGGAGAGUAAAAAGCAACCGUCAGAGAAAUUGGACCAGUUGGUCAAGAAAUUGCAGGUGGAGCAACUAAGGUUGACAGGGAUCGAGCUUUCACUUAGAAGGGAAAUGGAAUCAAUGAAGCUCGAAACUGACUCUCUUCGCCAUGAGAAUAUCUGUCUGUUGAAUCGAUUGAAAGGAAAUGGCGAAGAAAUAGACAUUACAAGUCUUAAGCUAGAGAAUGAGUUGAAGAUGCGUAUCUGCUACCUGCAAGACCAAGGACUGUCAAUGUUAAAUGAGAGCAACCAGCUUUGUUACAAGUUACUGAAGUUCAUUAAAGGGAAAUUAACUCAGUUUCCGGAAAUCUGUCAAGACACGGAUUCAAUGAAGGACGGAUUGAGUGAGCAGUUUAUCAUUGAAUCUGAAAUGAAAGUCCAUGGAAUAAGGCGUGGAACUGAAAACCUGAAGAGGAGUUUGCACACGGUAACCAGUGUAGUGGCUUCAAAUUCAGAACCAUCUUGCUCAAGUACUGGUAGGCCAAAGGAGCAAAGAAAACAAUCAGUUGAAGAAACUAUGCGAGCCGAACUGAGAGCUGAGACCCUAGUCACAAGUUUAUUACGGGAGAAACUGUAUUCCAAGGAACAAGAAAUUGAACAGCUGCAAGCAGAACUAGCAGCAGCAGUACGAGGCAAUGAGAUUCUGAGAUGUGAGGUCCAAAGCACUUUAGACAACCUAUCAGUGAAGACCCAUGAAUUAAAAGACCUUAAGCUCCAGAUGUUGAAGAAGGAUGAAAACAUAAACCGGCUUGAAAUAAAUCUCCAGGAAGCUGCGAAAGACAUAGGGAGCUUGAAAACAGUAUUACCAAAGAUGUCUGAUGAAAGAGAGCAGAUAUGGAGAGAGUUGAGACAAUGCUGUGAGAAAAACAUGCUCUUGAACUCAGAGAAUGAGACGUUGAAAGGGAUGAUGGAGAAAUUGGAGGAGAAGGUGUUAGAGAAAGAAGGAGAGAUCACAAUACUACAAGACACAAUCGGAAGCAAGCAUCUCAACAUCCUCGCAAGUCCUGAUUUCUUGGUAUAAUAAGUCUUCUCUGUUCAUACUUUUCAGAGUUGUCCAGAAUUUGGUUUCUUUCACACCUUUUUACAUCGUUUUCGAUGAUGGGUGGUUAUUCUUUGGGACUUAUAGAUAUGAUUUUAUAUUCUUUUUUUUUUCUUUUUGGAUUUUUAUGAAAUGGAAAGUUUGUCAAAU